Labrus mixtus (cuckoo wrasse) is the source of this 726-nucleotide messenger RNA. RefSeq names its product ankyrin repeat domain-containing protein 66. The record is from RefSeq and is a predicted model, not a curated record. The transcript is spliced from 3 exons. The coding region runs from base 86 to 592 and encodes 168 amino acids. Lineage: Eukaryota; Metazoa; Chordata; Actinopteri; Labriformes; Labridae. Gene Ontology annotation, molecular function: protein binding.
UUCCUGUUAGCGCUUGGGUUGGCUGGUUUGCUGGUUGGCUCCUCUUUUUGUUGAUUAACUGUUGCUAGGAAACCACUGCCCCGAAAUGACUGAGUUGCACCAGGCAGCAGCAGCGGGGGAUUUCGAUCAAGUCACGGAGAUUCUGAGGCAGAAUAAAUGCGAUCCAAACCAGAGAGACAUCGACUGGAGCUUUAAGACACCUCUUCACUGGGCAGCAGCCAAAGGACAUACAGAAACGGUUAGGAUCCUCAUUGAGCAUGGAGCAAGGCCAUGUCUGAGGACAGAGCAUGGAUGGACGGCUGCACACUUUGCUGCAGAGUCGGGCCGGCUGGCUGUACUGCGGCUGCUUCACUCGCUCCAUGCUCCUGUAGACAAGGAGGACUUCUGCGGUGACAAACCAGUGCGCAUAGCUGAAAUAUACGGACACAGAGACUGCGUUGGAUUCCUUAAAAAAUCAGAAACCGAGUGUCAGGCCUACCGCAAGAUGGCAGCCCAGAAGGGGAUUUCAGUGGACGACACAGAUGAGGAGUGGGCAGAGCCGGGCAAAGAAAAUGAGGACAACAGGAUCUCUCAAAGAAACACUCACAUGUAGGCUUUACUUCCGUUUACACAACAAAGCGUACAUAAUCUUUGAAUCUUCUCAGUUGACUGUGUGUGAGUGACAUUUCAGUGUAUUAAUUUAAAACAUGUAAUAAACAGUAUUGCAUUACCCACAUACCAACAUAA